Halichondria panicea is the source of this 1955-nucleotide messenger RNA. RefSeq lists its product as uncharacterized. The record is from RefSeq and is a predicted model, not a curated record. The coding region runs from base 162 to 1814 and encodes 550 amino acids. The transcript has 7 exons. NCBI's taxonomy places the organism in Eukaryota, Metazoa, Porifera, Demospongiae, Suberitida, Halichondriidae.
UUCUCAUGCAGGUUAGACUAUAGAUUUAGAAUCUAGCCAUGCAAUUAGCAAUUUGAGAACGGCGUCACAAUUACAGAUCUAGAUCUAUAAACUCAUAAUUAUCUUUAUAAGCAAAUGAGCUCCUGACUAUAGUUAUAGACUGUAUACAGCCUGGAUCUAUAAUGAAUGUACUCAUAAUGCAGCUGAAAGUGAAUUUACUGUUGAUAUUCUGCACCAGUGCAUACGGAGAGUUGGCGAAAAUUGAGGCUCCAUUUGUCUACAAUGCCUACUUAAACCAGCCGGAUAAUGGAGUGUUUGUAUGUUUGGUAAGAAAUGGUGGAUCAGCUCGCUGGAUAGUAGAUGGACAGCAGGCAGACAGUGUUCCAAUACUAUCCAGAGAAAUUACUGUUACGUAUGAUCUGAAUCAAGUGCCUGGGUACAUUACAGCAACCAUUACAAUUCCUGCUACUGUUGUUAAUUCAAAUGGUGUCACCUGCAAAUGCAGACGAUACACAUCUAUUGGCUUUGUUGAAGCCUAUGAAACAGCUAAGUUUUAUGUUCAAGGAAUUCUCCAGAUGUCAUCAAACUACACAGUAGCACGUUACAAUAAAUCUCAUAACAGAGUGUCUUGGACAGAACCCUUUUCACUAAAUAUUACUGCUGUCCAGCAAGAUAUCUUUGGUUACACAAUUUGUACUGACGGUCUGACAGCAAUUGAGCAACUACAGUGUAUGAACACAACAACAGCAGAGAUUAUUCUUCCCAAGUACUGUGUUGACGUCAAUUACUUAACAGUUGGUGCCUGGAAUAUUGUGGGAGAAAGUAACACAGUUUUAUUUGCAGUUGAGCGUGAGACCACAGGUGAAAAUACUUCACUCUCAGAAGCGAUUGCUGAAAUAUCGUUCAGCGGCAACGAAACUGAAAUCAACAUAAUCUUUAAUGACUCUGAGCUUGAAUUGUGUCUUUGUGUAUUUCAAGUCACCAUUUUUCAACUUACAAGCAACUCAAUUGUCUUCAAAGGAUUUAUAUAUAGUAUCUAUGAAUACUUGACGAUAGUGUGUAACCUUCCACACAACGAGACGUUUUUGGCCAAUGUUAGCUGUUCUGAUAAUAAAAUUGAGCACUCAAACAUUCCUUUUAGUACAUACGAUAUUCAAAACGUAGAAAUCAUUGUGAGAGGAAAUAAUGUCACUGUCACUUGCUGGUUUGCUAGAGGGACAACUGCUCGUGGCUUUAAGAUUGACAUUCUGGGCGUUGAAAAUCGUUUAGUGAUUUCUAUGUUUGUCAGCAUAAAUGAAACUUGUGUAAAAGGUUGUUCAUACAGUGUAGAUGUGGAGGUUGGUAAUUUCACCACUACUGUUUAUAAUUGGGAACAAGAUGGUGGUAUACGCAGAGUGUACAGUAGAGAGAUUGUUAUCAUAACCCUCAAGUCCAACUCAACAACAGAGAGUACAGUUAUUAGAAACAUUACUGACUUGGACCCCAUUACAACAGUACACUGGGGUAAUUAUACUGUAACUUCAACCAUAAUCGGUGCAGGUGUUAUUGGAGGUUGUUCUGGUGGAGCAGUUUGCUGCAUUAUAUUCAUUACUGUAACAUUAGCAGUGUUGUUCAAGAAAAGAAGGAGAAAAUCAAAGAAAACGUUCGAAGUCAGCAACUGUGAAGCAUACUCUAUUGUAUUGAAUAUGAGAAAAAAUGAAGCGUAUAAUGAAAUUUGUAUUGCCAACCAUUCACAAAUAAUUGCUACGGAGCCACAUCUGUAUGAUGUCAUAGAAAAUGCUCAAGGAUCACCUACACUACCUACAGAACCUUUGUAUGCAGAAAUACGUGUAUAGGUAGACAGUUUUAUACUGAGAAUUUGAAUGCAUGCACUAUAGCUUGUUGACAUUUACUUUAUUCACUCAUGGCUGCAUGACUAACGAUAAUAGUAGAAUACUGAAUUUUGUUGAAUGCUAAACAAGCUUGUUUUCAUAUAA